AUGCUCAGAGCUCGGCCGCUGACGCUUCCCCGGGGCCCCAAGUACCUGCAGCGUGGCUGGGAGGCAGCCUACCAGGGCCACCGGAAAAAGGUCCAAGAGGCCCAGCCGCUUGUGGACACAAGUGCCCCGCUGACCCUCAGCCACCUGCACCUGAAACUCAAGAAGCUGAAGCUGGAGGAGCAGCAGCUCUCGGUCAUCGACAGGGACAACCGCCUGCUGCUGGAGAAGAUUUCCCGCAUCAUGAGGAGCAGGGCACAGCCAGGCAGCAGACAAGACCCCACACAGUGCAGUGACGCCCACUGGGAGGGUACUUGGGACUUCUGGGGUCCUGAGGAGCGGCUGUAG
Molecule: messenger RNA, 345 nt
Organism: Sorex fumeus (smoky shrew)
Lineage: Eukaryota; Metazoa; Chordata; Mammalia; Eulipotyphla; Soricidae
Gene: CFAP97D2
Product: CFAP97 domain containing 2
Exons: 4
Coding region: 1-345 (114 amino acids)
Source: RefSeq, a predicted model, not a curated record